This is a messenger RNA of Loa loa (African eye worm), 964 nucleotides long. Its product is annotated as NSF attachment protein. Lineage: Eukaryota; Metazoa; Nematoda; Chromadorea; Rhabditida; Onchocercidae. The coding region runs from base 18 to 932 and encodes 304 amino acids. Gene Ontology annotation, biological process: intracellular protein transport. Gene Ontology annotation, cellular component: vacuolar membrane; SNARE complex. Gene Ontology annotation, molecular function: soluble NSF attachment protein activity; syntaxin binding. The transcript is spliced from 7 exons. The record is from RefSeq and is a predicted model, not a curated record.
AAUUUUAAGAUAUCGAAAUGGACGAAAUGAGCAGACGCCGUGUUGCGGAAGCAACGGAAUGUAUUAGAAAGGCUGAAACACACCUGAAAACAUCGAUUUUAAAAAUGAAAUUCAAACCUGAUUACGAUAGUGCAGCAAUGGAGUACGACCGGGCGGCCGUUUGCUUCAGAAAUGCUUCACAAAUGAAACAGUCACGUGAUGCCUAUCUGAAAGCUGCUGAAAUGCAUAAAGAAAAUGGCAAUUUAUUUCAUUGGGCCAAAUGCAAUGAAAGUGCAGCGACGAUUUGCAAGGAAAUGGGUGAUAGCUGUGGUACACUGAAGUACAUGGAUUUAGCUGCGAACGGAUAUGCUGAAUCAGGAAGUAAUGAUUCAUCGGCAAUGGCUCUUGAUAAAGCUGGAAAAUGUUUGGAAGAUAUUGACCCUGAAAAGGCUAUUGAGGUUUAUCACAAAGCACUAACAAUGGUGCAAGAAACAGAUCGUUCGCGCAUAGCUGAUGGGUUUAUGGCUCGACUUACUAAACUAUAUUUGAAACUAAAACGGUACAGGGAAGCAGCUGAUAUGAUUAAUGAAGAGAUCGAGAAAUAUACGGAAGUUAAAGAAGCUGGUCGAGUGGGACAGCUAACAAUAGCUCUUGUUCUUGUCCAGCUAGCAUGUGAUGAUGCAGUAUCAGCAACAAAAAGUAUACAAAAGUCAUUCAAAUGUGAAGAUUUCGAAAUUUCGGAAGAUGCGAAGGUUUGUUGUGCUUUGAUCUCAGCGUUUGAAUCGGGUGAUAACAGUCGCUUUCAACAGGUCCUUCAACGGCCAGUUUUAAGGAGUAUGGAUAAUGAGUAUCUGCGGUUAAUGAAAGAAUUAAAAGCCAGUUCUGAAGUAAGUGGCGUGAAUGAAGAUAACAGUGCCUACGAAGGAGGGGACGAUUGUGAAGAUUUGAAAUAGUUAUAUGCAUAGAUUAUCAAUUAAAAAUGCUG